AUGACGUCAUCACCGGUCGUAGACCUGCGCGACUACCGGUCGUUCUGUUUCCGGGGCGAGGGCCAGGCAAACCUUGUCAUCAGUGCCAAACACGCCGCCACGGGCUCGAGGUAGGAAACUUUUUAGGGGGUGGGAAACUUUCUAAAAAAAAACGCUAGACCCUGCUUAUUUUGAGAAAGAAGCCUCAGUCUUAUCUUUGAGUUAUAUUCAUUAAAGUCUUCAUUGAAAAAUCUAAAAAUACAAAAUAAAUAAGAUAUUUUAUAGCUUUUCUAAAUUUUAAUUUCUUUUUUUCAGAAAGCUAGAUAUUUUCCAAAACAUUGAAAAACAUAGCAUUCGAACUUUUUUAUUCUAAUUGAUGUUUGGUCUUUAUCGAAAAACUUCAUGUCACGCUCUCAAACAUUUUUCCAAUUUUUUUUAUCUUUCCAUGCUUAUCAUGUUUUUCGAAAUAAACUCGAGCGAUAAUGCUCUCAUCGAACAGACAAACUUAACCAAAAAUAUUUACAAAACCUUGAAAUUGGAGUCAUCUUCCUUGAAGAAAAAAAAAAUGGGCUUUUUCGAAGAAUCGUCACCAAGAAAAUAUUUCAUUUAACUAGGGAACUACUCGGACUCGGGUACGCGGAUCGAGUUCAAACUUUAGUUGUUUAUAGACCUAAGUAAGAAUACUUGAAAACAAGAGAGAAUAUCUGCUAAACCCAAUAGAAAGCUGAGAAAAAAUUAGUAGAAAAUGUGAAAAUUAGGCCUGAAAAUUUUCAAAACACUGCUUUUUACCUUAUUUUAUAUUUAAAUACAUUCGCCUUGAAUGAUUCGGCUAUGAUAAACUCUAAAAAACUUUUUUCCAGCCAAAAUAAGGAGGAAAGCAACAAUUUGAUAAUUUUCAAGACUAAACUGUUCAUUUUCAAAAAGCUUUUUCUCAGAAGCCUAUGGGGUUUAGCAGAUAUUCUUUCUUGUUUUCAAGUACUCUUACCCGGGUCUAUAAGCCAUCAAAGUUUCAACUCGAAAUGCGUACCCGAGUCCGAGUAGUUCCCUAGUAAGUACGGGAUUUUAUGUAUAUAUCUAGGUACUCAUGCUGACAUAAAAACGGUUUUGAAAUUUUUUUUUUCUUUUUUUUCUCACGCUACUUUAACUUCCUUUUUUCAUGAACCUUUUCUUUAAAUCUUGUAUCAUUGUGUUAAAAUUAAAAUUGGCCAAGAAUGAACUAUUAUUAUAACCCAGCUGCAGAAAGUUUGGGAAAAAUUGAGCUUUUUUCAAGGCAUUUUUGAAAUCUUAUCUUUUCUGACGCUACUGUACGUUUCAUUAUCACCAAUGUUUGAAAAAGUUCAGUUGUACAGUCCGUUUUUUUUGUGACUUUAAAGGGCGGGACCUCUCUGCACCCUCCUCGUCUCUCGACGUCCCUCUCACGUUUACGUGCUGUUUCCAUGUUUCUCUGACCUCGCUAGUGAGGGAACAGAGAGACGCAGACACGCGAAAACUGUCGCGGCGGAUUUACAAACAAUUUUUCAGAAUAGUAUGGCGGUUCGCCAAGUCGAGAAAAGAGCGGGUUCAUCACGGUGAAGGCGAAGAGCGAACGGGUCAACAAGUACAUGGAGCGGAUAAUCACGCCGUUCAUCGAGCCCCAGUUCCGAGUGAAUCCUCACAUUGUCGAGCUCAAGAUCCGUGAUGUUCACCAUCUGGCAAAGGUAAUCACGGGAAGGCAAAAAAGAAAAAAAUAGGACGGUAGCAUACGUGGGCUAACAGGCUGUUUUUCACUUUCGGGCCACCCUAUUCAUUCAGAUGGCUUUCUAAGCCGCGGAAAAUGCAUCCAUAUUAUUUAUCGAGCUUUUCAAAGUACAUUUAGUAGGAAUUUCGUUGCCUAUCUUUUUGCCGAGCUCCGAACGGUAGAUAAAAUCGCGGGGAAUCGUAGAAAUAGCCUUAUAAAAAAUUCCAGAGCUGAUAAAUCGACCUGAAUUCUAGCUUAAAUGGUACCAAUGGAUGAUACAUACAUGCUCACCAAAUUUUAAGCCGUUUGGAAAAAUUAAAAAUAAUCAACUUCUGAACCCAUAAGAAAAUGAUUUCUGGAAAUCUACAAUUUUUUUGGCUCAAAAAUUACUAUCAACUUUGAGUUAACCCUGAAUAAGGUAUAUGCUUCAAGUUUCCAGGCUUCCGGACGUUUUUUUGACCAAGUUGGAGUGUUUCAAAGCGUUAUCACUUGACGGUUUGCGUACCCCCGUACUCCCCAAAAUCCGAAAAAAUCGAUCUGCCAAAAAAAUUCAAAUAUUCAAAAUAUUAAUUUCCGGUGACCCAAAAAAAUUAUUUUUUUCUUAAAACUCAUCCAAACGGCUUGAAACUUGGCCAGAUCAUAAAACUCACUUCAUAAUGUAGGAUAACAUUGAAAAACAGAUCGAUUUUUCGGAUUUUUGGGGGUCUACGCUAAAAGUUGAAAUAUUUCUGUUUUGGAGUAUUGACACCUAGCUGAAUAUACUUCCAAAAGCCCGCGAAACAAGAUAAUAGUCUCAUUCAAUUUUUAUAUUAACUUUAAUAAUCAUUUCACAUUGAUAGUUUUCCGCGGGGGGGUACGUACUUUUUCGAGGGGAGUACGUACUUUUUCAAGGGGGGUACGUGAUGACGUCACAAAAAGUAGUUGGUUAGCCCAUGUAUGGACGGUAGGGAAAAAUUUUGGGUCCGCGAAUAUUCGUAAGCGUGAAUUGUGCAUACACCAAUGUUGGAGGCUUACCGAAAAGGAAAAUGACCGUUCAAUUUUCUUAACAGCCUCUUUUUUCCCACAGGUCCCAUCUCUACCAGCCGACGAGAAGGUCGAAACGUUCGACGAGCUGGUCCAGCUGCCCGACGAACUGUCCUUCCUGCCCUUCUCGGCGAUCCCUAAAGGGACAAAACGACUCGGAUGCCUCCAAAUGCUCGACGCCACCAGCAUUCCCAACACUGUGCUGACCAAGACGGAAAAUACCAUCACCGUAAGGGAUUCUGUUGGUCAAAUGUGCUCUGUUGAUAAUGAUAAAAUACUGGGAAAAUUUUUAGUAGCCACUUUAGAGGCUCGCCGAAGUCUACCUGGAGAGGACACUAAAGUGGCCACUGAACCCACCUCAAUAGUGGCCACUAUUCUCCGGUUUAGUGGCCACUUCAGUAGUUUUCCAUCCAGUAUUCUUUCCAGAACUCUGAUAAUUUAAAAAAAAAACAUAUUGGACCAGUUAUGUUGAUCAAUUGACCCCUAAAGUGGCCACUAAAAAUUUUUUUGAGGGGUCUAGUAGUAACCCUUAGAGCUCUAGAAUGGCCACUAAUUUUCAAGCCCUUAAGUGGCCACUAAAAAUUUUCCCAAUAAGGACCUUUUGAGGAGGUUCUCCCUGAAAAUAGAGAUUCAUUUUGAAAAUUCGCAAAAAAGAAUUUCAGAUCGAGGUCAAGCCGAAGCAAGGAUUCUUCCAAAACCAUCCGAAUUUCAAUGUCCCCUAUUGUAACAACUGUAUCUUGCAGGUUUCAGUACAAAUCCCCCAAUUAACUUAAAAAGGACUUAAGAUCGAAAAAUGCGGUUCCGGACGGUUCAGUGAGAUGUACGAUUUUUGCCCUUUGGAUUUGUACUCUGGUAACUACGGACGAAUGCGACACUCUCUCGAGUCCCUUUUUCGAGAUCCUCACAGGAAUCUGAGGGUGUUCGUCAAUGGAUACUUGGUCAGGAGUUGGAAAAAAAACGUAAAAAAAACGUCGAUUAAACUUCAAUCAAAAACUGUACUGUUUUCGCAUUGGAGCGCAUUUGACGUUGUUCAAAUAAUUCAAAAUUUCAAUUUAGUCUUUUUCUUGGACCUUGGUAACGCAUACCGGACGCGGUACGGACGUUUCUGAGCACUUUAGCGGCGUCCUCUCUGAGUGAUUAGUGAUUACUUUAGGGGUGUCACCGCUCUCAAGUGAUUACCAGGCUUGUGCUUUGGGCCUUAUUUUCAGAAAAGCCCGGGUGGGCUCGGGCCAAGCCGGGCUUCAAAAACAAUUUUCACCGAAAUGUGACUUUUACUUUGAAAUCAUAGUUUUUGUUAAACUUCAAUAGAAAAAAUGAGCAAAAACGUAAUUUUUGUCGUAAAAAAACUUGAUAUCCGACUAAAAAAAAUUGCGCGAUUCGGGCCGGGCGGGCCAUUUUUUCUUGAGGCCCGCUAAGGCCGGGCUUACGAAAUGGUCGGGGGGCCGGGAGGAUGACGGGCCGGGAGGAUGACGGGCCGGCCCUCGCACAAGCCUGGUGAUUACUACAAAUGUUCAGAAAUGUCCGGAGCGCGUUCGGUUUGCGUUAACAUAGUCCGAGUCAUUCUUCUUUGCGGGAAACGGAGAACCAGAAGCAAAAAAAAGCACAAGCAAAAUUCCACCCAUCCCUGCUGAAUAAGUGUUGUAUUUCUCAAUAUUUUUCUAUAGACACUCUUGAAAAUUUUUGAGAUCUCUAAUAUUUCAAUUCAAUAUUUCUAUUUUUGUGAAUGUUUGAGCGAAAUUGAAGGAGUAAAUCUCAAAAAAGGAAGAAAAGAUGCAAUUUUUAGGUCCAUUGCGACAAGAAAACGGUGGAACAGAGCGACUUCGACGAGACUUUUUUUCCUGACAGGCGAGCCAAACUCGACGAUCUUUACCAUGCGGUUUGUGUUCAAGCUCAGAUUUCGUCUUUCAGAAAAUCAUAUUUGUCUAUAGAGCGCAAUUGUUAAAUGCUUGAAUUUUUUUAAGGUGUUUUUUUCUUAUUUUUUUCUUUUGUAAAUAUUGAAUAUGUCCUCAGAUUUUUGAAAGUUUUGAUUGUCUGAAAUUUUUUGAACGGAAAGAAAAAUAUUCGAUUUAGUAAUUUUUUGUGAAGCAUAAUUUGAACGAUUCGAAUAACAUCAUUUUUUAUUAUUGACGUCUUCUUAUUUUUUUAAUAAUCACUAUGUUCCAGUUAUGCUUGGUUUUAUCGGGAAGCGACGAAAAUUCGCCAUUCCAACUUCACGACUCCUCGGUUUUGGGCCAAAUUUUGACGGCCCAGAAAAUCGACUCAAUCGGUUUGGGCCGGGCUUUCAGCCUGUACAAUGCCUUGCCUGGAAAUGUCAAGGUGUUUUUGCGAUUUCAUUCCAAAAAAAUCGAAAAUCUAGGCUGAAAUCCUGGACAAGACGCGAUUGGCUCGAAAAGGUCUCGACGCGAUCCUGAGUCCUGCCAAAAAUGACGCCCAGAACUUGAUCGAACGGUACCUCGUCUCGGCAACAAUGAAGGAUUGCUCGGUUUUUUUUUCGUUUUGUCACUUGAUUUUUAAAGCUUUUCUGUGUGGUUUUUUGCCCUCAUAAGUGUUUCUGGUGUCAAAUAUUGCUCAAAAACGUGAAAAAGUUGAAAAUUUACAUCAUUUAUUAAGGUGAAAAUGUCGUUGAAAUCAAUAUAAAUCAUAUUUUCUGAGUUUUCUCGUAUUCAUCAAAAAUUUCCAAAAAUAACCCAUAAAAAUGGAAUUCAAGCAGAGCUGACGCCCCGGGAUAACCCUGACCCGUCAAAAUGAAAAUAAGGAAAAAUUCAGAAAAUAGAGGAAAUAUUUAGGAAAAUUGCUCUACUGACAAUGUCACCGCCUCGUUUGAAUUCCAACUUUGCGAAAUUAAAUCGCCAGAGUGGUCCCUGAAGGGACAAUCCUAGGGGUCCUUGAAGGGCCCUCUCUAGAAACCACUUUACCUCUUCCUAUAGGGGGCACUAGCUUGAACUCUAUUAGAGUGGUCCCUAUACCUUUUUUGAUACUUUUAUUCACCUUUGAACUUGAAAAAAAAUUCAAAGACCACUAAAGGGACCACUUCAUCUUUUAAGGUUAGGUAUCCUAGACCACCCGCAUUUAGCCCUCUAGGGAGCACUAUUUUGUCCUCUGUAGAGCCUGUUUUACUUCUAACCCCUUUAGGGACCACUUCAGCGUUCCUAAGCACAUUUCUGCGCAUUGAUUGAUUUUUUUUCUAGAUAAUGGUCUCUUUGAAACUGGUAUCGCCAAGCUCCGGCGAGUACCCGUCGGACGUUGUCACCCUGGCCAAUGGUGGGUUUUUGGGAAAAAAAAGAAAAAUUAGAUUUUUCGCAAUUUUUUUCAUGCUUGAUCGUCGGGACUUGUUCCAUACUCAUGAAUUUUUCGAAAGUGGAUUUUUGAAAAUUUUCUUGAGAUUUUCUAAAAUUAUGCUGACUUUUUCUUAGAAAAGUGUGGUUAUAAUAAGAGAAACAGUAGUUAGAAAAGAUUUUUUGUGAUCCGAGUCAUCGACUUUUUUAUUUUUUCAUUAUUCACAUCAUUUCCAGGCACCCGAUUUGCCUACUCGAUAAAAAUCGUCGAUUUGGACCCGAAGACACCGAAACACAUCCAAAACGCCUACACUCGACUAUCGGCUGGUCUGAAAAUCCUGCGGAUCGGAAUCGAACAAGGCGUCCGAAGAAAACCCUGCGUCCCUCCGGAAUCUGUUGAAAAUGUCUGA
Messenger RNA from Caenorhabditis auriculariae, 6404 nucleotides. NCBI's taxonomy places the organism in Eukaryota, Metazoa, Nematoda, Chromadorea, Rhabditida, Rhabditidae. The record is from the annotation of a GenBank genome assembly.